Fusarium venenatum is the source of this 2169-nucleotide messenger RNA. Lineage: Eukaryota; Fungi; Ascomycota; Sordariomycetes; Hypocreales; Nectriaceae. The record is from RefSeq and is a predicted model, not a curated record.
AUGGGGCUGUCCAUCAUCCAAGAGCAACAUGAUGCUAUCCUGGGCCAGAUCAAAAAGAUCACUCAAGGCGAUUGGAAAUGCUUGAUUGUCGACGAGAACUCCAAAAAGAUCAUUGACAAUGUCGUCAAGGAGGAUGACAUCCUCAACAACAAUAUCGCCAGUAUCGAGCGAAUCGAGAACCGUCGCGAACAGAACCCUGAAAUGGACGCAAUCUAUAUUCUAUCGCCCGAGCCUUUCGCUGUCGAAUGCCUUCUCGCCGACUUCGAGAUGCGACGCUACCGUAGCUUCUACCUUGUCUGGACCGGCCUCCUCGACCCCUCACUGCGACGCAAGAUUGACGAUUUCCCUGGAGCUCGCCAGCUCCGCGCCGGUUUCCAGACCAUGUUCGUCGAUUUCCUGCCUCGAGAAUCGCAUCUCGUUACCCUCCGCGACCCCUGGAGCUUUCCAAUGCUCUACCACCCAGCAUGCAAUGCUAUUGUUCCUACCCAUAUGAAGGGUUUGGCGCAAAAGGUAAUUGCCGGUCUUUGUAUUACUCUUGGAGAAUAUCCCAAAGUCCGGUACUACAAGCCGCAAGGUGCGCUCCACGAUGCAUCCGUUUUAUGCUCGCAUCUGGCCCGAUUCGUCCAAGAAGAACUUGAUGCGUAUGCGCAAUGGGAUACCAACUUCCCACCAGCUUCACAACGACCGCAGGCCACACUUGUCAUUACGGACCGAUCGAUGGAUCUGAUGGCACCCCUCGUCCAUGAGUUUUCCUACCAAGCCAUGGCGCACGACCUCCUUCCCAUCAAGGACGGCGACAAAGUAACAUAUCGCACGGUUAUCAACGAAGGAACCCCAGAGGAGCAAGAGAAGGAUAUGGAAUUGACAGACAAAGACAAGAUCUGGGUGGACAAUCGACAUAGACACAUGAAGGACACGAUUGAUAAACUUAUGGGCGAUUUCCAAAAGUUCCUCCAACAAAACCCACACUUCACCAACGAGAACGCCGAUACUACCAAUUUGAACACGAUUAGGGACAUGUUGGCUGGCUUGCCGCAGUUCCAAGAGAUGAAGGAGGCUUAUUCACUGCAUUUGACCAUGGCGCAAGAAUGCAUGAACAUUUUCCAGAAGCACAAGCUUAUGGAUAUCUCUUCAGUCGAGCAGACUCUCGCAUCUGGGCUUGAUGAGGACUUUAAGAGACCAAAGAACAUACUCGAAAUGGUUGUUCCUUUAUUGGACGACGAGGCUGUAUCGCUUCCCGAUAGACUACGACUCAUUGUUCUCUUUAUACUAUAUCGAGACGGUGUCAUUGCCGAAGAUAUCAAGAGAUUACUCGCUCAUGCAGGUCUCCCUCAGUCUGAUGCUGAGGUUGUUGCAAGUUUUGAGCAGCUGGGCGGACGUAUGACACAUGGCCUCAAAGAUGUGCGCCAGCUUCCCCCGCCUCUGUUCCCGAUCGACCUGAAGACAACACAACUGAACGAGGAAUACGGAUUAACACGUUUCGAACCUGCUUUGAAACAUAUGGUGGACCAUCUGGCAAGGGGCAUCCUCGAGCAAACUCACUUCCCCUAUGUAAAGCCACCGCUGGACCCCAAUGAGGAACUUCAUCUAGCACAGAGCGCCUCUCUUCGUGCCGGCCGACCGAACUGGGCAUCGUCUGGUCGCCGUCCUCCAGAGAACCGACAGCGAUUGAUUGUUUUCAUGGCUGGAGGCGCUACAUACAGCGAAAGUCGGGCGUGUUACGAAGUUGGCGAGGCCCGUAGCCGAGAUAUUGUUUUGGUAACCUCCCAUAUGCUAACUCCUCAACUCUUCAUGCGUCAAAUUGGUGAUCUUGGUCGCGACAAGCGUCAACUUGACCUGCCCUUGGAGCGACCCAAACGACACGCACCUCGUCACCUCUUCGAACGUCCACCUCCUCCUCGCCCAGCACCAUCACAACAGCCGCCACCUCAACAAGCAAUGAAUCCUGGGCCCAUAAACCGACCCGGUGGUCUUCCUCAAAGGCCUGCCCCUGGCAUGGUACCUCCAACGGCUUCCAUGUCCAACAUGUCGAUAAACAACCAUGGUGGCAGUGCGGCGCCACGACCAAACCCGCAUCAAAGUGUUCCAUCAAACCAGUCAAACCACGAGGAACCUGGCAAGCUCCACAAGGAGAAGAAGAGGAGAAACUUUCUCGGUAUGAAGAAGUAG